Messenger RNA from Adineta ricciae, 315 nucleotides. The record is from the annotation of a GenBank genome assembly. NCBI's taxonomy places the organism in Eukaryota, Metazoa, Rotifera, Eurotatoria, Adinetida, Adinetidae.
AUGGCUGAGACAAGCAAAGCAAUUGAUCAAAAUCUUCCCUCCGUAUUCCUACAAAUUCAAGAACAAUUAAAGCACAUUCGCGAGGAUAACAUGGAUUUAACCGAACAAUUAACAUUGCUCUACAACGAUCUUUGUCACAUUCGACGAAUUCUCAGUAAUUCUCAACAGUCCAAUGUCAAUUUGAAUCUGAACACAACGAGUCUGAUUGAACCUUCAACAUCGAGUCGAUAUCAUCCGAAACAACGUUCGGAUAGCGAACCGAAUAUUCUCUCUGAUCGGCAGCGAGUUGUCACGAUUAUUGAUGACUUACAAUAG